Molecule: messenger RNA, 772 nt
Organism: Fomitopsis serialis
Lineage: Eukaryota; Fungi; Basidiomycota; Agaricomycetes; Polyporales; Fomitopsidaceae
Exons: 5
Coding region: 27-623 (198 amino acids)
Source: RefSeq, a predicted model, not a curated record
UUGAGAUUGCCACGCGCGUCAGCGCUAUGACAGUCGAUGCCAUGGUGCUUUUGGCGAUGUGGCAGACUAUUGGUGGGUUCAGGAAACUUGCAGAAGGGCUUCGCGCCAACGUCUCCCUGACGAGGCGCCUCCUUCGGGAUGGUACCCUAUACUUUUUUGUACUCUUACUCAUGAACGCCAUCGUCCUCGCACUGUACAUCCUGCCUACGGACUUCGCGGGCAAAAACAUGGCGUCGCUCCCGGACAUCGCGACGAGCGUUAUUCUCUCCCGUUUGUUUCUCAACCUGCGCGAGGCCGUAAUCAGCUCGCCGACGUCUCAAAACACAUCCGAGUCCCCGAGUCAGCUGUCCGACCUGCAUUUCUCACGCGUCCUCGGGGCUCUCGGAAGCUCUGCCACGGACGGAUGCGGUGCAGAGGACUCGGGCGUCUUUGGGGAACCGGCCGAAGCAGAUGCCAACGAAGAUGAACUUGUCACUGAAGAUGACGCAGAGGCCAUGGAGUUGAGAGUGGUUCUUCCGUCGAGCAGCAAUGGCCCUCCGGGGGCCGUCGCGUCGUCGCAGAGCGGACGUGGGGCUUCCUCGGGCGAAAAUCAGCUAUUCGCGCUCCUAGAAAGAAUUGCCUAGACAGGAUAGUCGCGCAUCGGUUUGGACAGUGGCGAAGGCUGGUCUUCGCGCGUUAUUUAAGUAAGCUACGAUACUAGAUACCAUAUUCAGAUGUUCAGAGCACAUUUAUAGACGACACUAGUAAUACGACUGGCCUCGUAUUUCAGAGC